Melospiza georgiana is the source of this 1092-nucleotide messenger RNA. RefSeq names its product Wnt family member 9B (gene WNT9B). The record is from RefSeq and is a predicted model, not a curated record. Gene Ontology annotation, cellular component: extracellular region. The transcript is spliced from 4 exons. Gene Ontology annotation, biological process: neuron differentiation; canonical Wnt signaling pathway; multicellular organism development. The coding region runs from base 1 to 1092 and encodes 363 amino acids. Lineage: Eukaryota; Metazoa; Chordata; Aves; Passeriformes; Passerellidae. Gene Ontology annotation, molecular function: frizzled binding; cytokine activity.
AUGCGCUCCGCCGAGCCCUGCCGCAUCCUCCUCCUCCUCCUCCUCCUCCUCCUCCUCCUCCUGCCGCCGCCGCCCGCCGCCGCCUACUUCGGGCUGACUGGGAAGGAAGCCCUGACCCAGUUCCCAUCCCUGGGCACCCCGGGGGGCUCUGGCCCGGGCCAGGGCCACGUGAAGCAGUGCGAGCUGCUGCAGCUGUCCCGCAAGCAGAGGCGGCUGUGCCGGAGGGAGCCGGGGCUGGCGGAGACGCUGCGCGACGCCAUCCGCCUGGGCGUCCUCGAGUGCCAGUUCCAGUUCCGCAGCGAGCGCUGGAACUGCAGCCUGGAGGGACGGCCCAGCCUGCUCAAGAGAGGUUUUAAGGAGACAGCCUUCCUGUACGCCGUGUCCUCGGCGGCGCUGACGCACUCGCUGGCGCGGGCGUGCAGCGCGGGGCGCAUGGAGCGCUGCACCUGCGACGACUCCCCGGGCCUGGAGAACCGCAAGGCCUGGCAGUGGGGCGUCUGCGGGGACAACCUCAAGUACAGCACCAAGUUCCUCAAAAAGUUCCUGGGCCAGAAGAGGAUCGGCAAAGACCUGCGGGCCAAGGUGGACAUCCACAACACCAAUGUGGGCAUCAAGGCGGUGAAGAACGGCCUCAAAACCACCUGCAAGUGCCAUGGUGUGUCGGGCUCGUGCGCGGUGCGGACGUGCUGGAAGCAGCUCUCCCCUUUCCACGAGAUCGGGCGGCUCCUGAAGCUGCGCUACGACGACGCCGUCAAGGUCUUCAGCACCACCAACGACGCCGUGGGGCACUCGGAGCUGGCAGGGCCACACAGACACGGCCACUCGGGCAAGCAGCCUGCCCUACCUCGCCCCACCGACCUGGUGUACGUGGAGGACUCGCCCAGCUUCUGCAGGCCCAGCAAAUAUUCCCUGGGCACCGCGGGCAGGACCUGCUCCCGUGAGGGCAACUGCGACAGCAUGUGCUGCGGCCGGGGCUACAACACCCAGAGCCGCCUGGUCACCUUCUCGUGCCACUGCCAGGUGCAGUGGUGCUGCUACGUGGAGUGCCAGCAGUGCAUGCAGGAGGAGGUGGUCUACAGCUGCAAGCAGUAG